AUGGAAUCUUCAAAAAAACUCAAGAUUGCAAGUCUCGGUAGCUCCUUUGCUGCCGGUCCUGAAAUUCCCCCACAAAUCGAACCAAAAGCUGCGAUGCGAUCAGGGCAGAAUUACCCACAUCUUCUAGCGCAGCAGUUGAACGCCGAUCUCACUGAUCUAUCCGUUUCUGGUGCAACAUUGCUCAACAUAACAGUCGAUCCACAGUCUGCCACACACAUGACCUUCCCGCCGCAAAUCUCCAACCUCCCCAAAGAUGCCGAUAUAAUCACCGUGACUGCUGGGGGUAACGACAUAAACUACAUUGGCGGCAUGAUUGCCGACGCUUCCCAUGCCGACGUACAAUCAUCCGCGCCACUAUCACCCAGAGAGUUGGCAGAACGCCUAGGGGGAGUCCUCGACCAGAUACACAAACGGGCCCCGGGAGCUCGAGUCUUCCUUGUCGAAUAUCUUGCUGUCCUGGGACCUGGCACUCAAGCUGGUCGGGACAUCCCACUGACCCAGGAGAGAAUUCAGCACUACCGCGGUGUUGCGUCUGACCUGCAACAUGCAUAUUCUGUCGCUGUAAAAGGUCGAACUGAUUGGUGUGAGACAGUCCCAAUUCACCAACUCAGCCAGGGACAUGCACUUGGCAGCAAAGAACCCUGGGUUGGAAGCUUUACAUCAGGGCCGCGGUUCCAUCCCAACCUUAAUGGGAUGAAGGCCGUAGCGGAUAUUUUAGUUCAGACCAUCCGCAGAAGCACAUUGUCCAAAGCAUUGUUGUGA
This is a messenger RNA of Penicillium coprophilum, 762 nucleotides long. Its product is annotated as SGNH/GDSL hydrolase family protein. The coding region runs from base 1 to 762 and encodes 253 amino acids. NCBI's taxonomy places the organism in Eukaryota, Fungi, Ascomycota, Eurotiomycetes, Eurotiales, Aspergillaceae. The record is from RefSeq and is a predicted model, not a curated record. Gene Ontology annotation, molecular function: hydrolase activity, acting on ester bonds. The transcript has a single exon.